Pyrus x bretschneideri (Chinese white pear) is the source of this 1905-nucleotide messenger RNA. Its product is annotated as probable beta-1,4-xylosyltransferase IRX9H. Gene Ontology annotation, cellular component: Golgi membrane. Gene Ontology annotation, biological process: plant-type secondary cell wall biogenesis; glucuronoxylan biosynthetic process. NCBI's taxonomy places the organism in Eukaryota, Viridiplantae, Streptophyta, Magnoliopsida, Rosales, Rosaceae. The record is from RefSeq and is a predicted model, not a curated record. The transcript is spliced from 4 exons. Bases 138 to 1463 code for a protein of 441 amino acids. Gene Ontology annotation, molecular function: galactosylgalactosylxylosylprotein 3-beta-glucuronosyltransferase activity; xylosyltransferase activity.
UUUACUUUCCCCAAUUUUGAACUUUUUUCCUCAAUUUUUCGAGUGUCGAAUCGUUUUCUGUGGAUUUUGGGGGAGGGAUUACGAUUUCGAUCAUGUCGUGGAAACCUUGAGGAUUUUUUUAUAUCCUAGAUCGAUCAAUGGCGUCGAUCCGGAGAACUCUAUCGCCAGCCUUCCAAGACCGGCCGUACGUGAACGGAGGCGGCUCUCCAUUUUCAGUGCCAUCGCCGUCGCAGAAGCUUCUCUCCAGCUCCAGAUACUCGCCGCCUUUUCCGUCGGCGAUUCUCGCCUUCUCCGUCUCCGUCCGGAGCUUCGUCGCGGGAGUUCUCUUUCACCGACCUAAUCGCAAAGGCCAGCAAUGGCGUCGAGGAUUCUACAGGUGCUUGCUCUUCUUCUUCUUAGGGUCUUUACUCGGCCUAUUGCCGUUCGGCCACGUUGACGACGACGAGAUUCGAGGUCGGAGCUUCAAUUUCGACAUCAAGCCGCCGCACGUCAAUGUCCAGCUCGACACCGACAACACGGAUCGCGCAGUGAAACGGAUGAAUGUGCAGUUCAACACCGACAACGCGGAUCGCGCAGAGAAACGGAGGAAUGUCCAGUUCGACACCGACAACGCGGAUCGCACAGUGAAACGGAGGGAAGAUCUCGUCGACGUGAGGCUCGGCGUCGUGGAGAGGAGGGUGGAUUUGGUGCCGAGGAAGCUGCUGAUUAUUGUGACGCCGACGUACAACCGCGCACUGCAGGCCUACUUCUUAAACAGGUUGGGGCAGCUGCUGGGGCUUGUACCCCGGCCACUGCUUUGGAUUGUGGUGGAGACCAACGCUGCGUCGAUGGAGACGGCGGAGAUUUUGAGGAAGAGCGGCGUGAUGUAUAGGCAUUUGGUGUGCGGCAACAAUUCGACUAGGGCCAAGGACCGGGGUGUUUAUCAGAGAAACACUGCUUUGGAGCACAUUGAGCGGCAUAGGCUUGAUGGCAUUGUUUACUUUGCAGACGACGAUAAUAUAUACUCCCUCGACUUGUUUGAUCGCUUGAGGGACAUUAGCCGAUUUGGAACUUGGCCUGUUGCUAUGUUAGCUCAAAGCAAAAACAAGGCGAUAUUGGAAGGUCCAGUAUGCAAUCGGAGCCAAGUAGUCGGAUGGCACACAAAUGAGAAAAGCAAAAGACUUCGUAGGUUUCAUGUUGAUAUGUCAGGGUUUGCAUUUAAUAGCACAAUAUUAUGGGAUCCAAAGAGAUGGCACCGCCCCACUUCUGCUCCAAUUCGACAAUUAGAUACAGUGAAGGAGGGUUUCCAAGAGACCACUUUUAUAGAACAAGUUGUGGAAGAUGAGAGUCAAAUGGAAGGUACCCCAGCCGGCUGUUCAAAAGUAAUGAACUGGCAUCUUCAUUUGGAAGCUCAUGGUCUUGUUUAUCCCAAAGGCUGGCAACUUGCGAUGAACCUUGAUGUUGUUCUCCCCAUUGAACGAUAGAACUCACUAGCCGUGCAGUUUUGAUGCUUAUAGCUUGAGAAAGUUCUUGACUUUCAUGUUGGUGCUUCACCGCUCGCUGAACGGAUCAUUGCUUGAUUGUGGUACAAUCGAAGCACCAACAAGCCUGAAAAAACUCAGCUGGUGAUGGCAAACAAACCGAAGAUUCGUGGUUGUCAAAUUGUGUUGUUCUCUGCGUGAUAUUCUUUUAACAGAAACGAAAUUUUUGUUUGUUGUACAUCUCCCGGGGUUUGGUGUCGUUUGAUUGUUCUUUUAAAUUGCUUAAUGCUCGAACAGUUAGCACAGCUCUCGCCGAAAUAGGUGGGAGUUAGUUAGGUUUGUUACGAGUUAGGUUUGUUACGGAUGCCAUACUCCGUGAUGCAGACCGCCUUGUAUUGUACCCAAAUUCCAAUCAAGGAAAGCAAAAUGGCAACUUGUCCUGAAA